Messenger RNA from Naegleria gruberi, 1368 nucleotides. RefSeq lists its product as uncharacterized. NCBI's taxonomy places the organism in Eukaryota, Heterolobosea, Eutetramitea, Acrasida, Naegleriidae. Bases 1 to 1368 code for a protein of 455 amino acids. The transcript has 2 exons. The record is from RefSeq and is a predicted model, not a curated record.
AUGUACACUAAUGAAAAUACCUUUAGCGACAAUACUGAUGAAGAAUUGUUUGACUUUAAUUUUGGUUUUCCGUUAACUCAUGAUGAUGAACAAGUAUUGUCAACAACCACUGAAUAUUUAGGUAGCUUCCAACAACAAAAAGAACAUUUACAAGAAGAUUUUUCAACAACUUCAGUUGAUUCUGUCUUUGUUGAUGAUCAAGAUUUGGUUGAUGGUUUUGCUGCUUUGGAGCAACAAGAAGCUCAACUUAUGAGCAAUUUGCAUGCUUUUGUCUCCAUGUAUUCUACAGUAGAGAUGGAUAUUCUUGUUGAUCAAUAUACAUUAGCUUCACCAACAACAAGAACUUUCCUCAGUCUUGAUCAAAACACUUCUUAUGAAAGUGUUGUCGAUCAAGUUGUUGUUGGCAAGAAGUCUUCCAAAGACAUCUCCAAAGGAAAGUUUGAACACUCUUCGUUUGUGGAAAAGAGAACCAAGAAGGCAAAGAAAUCAGAAGAGCAAUCGAUCAAGAAACGUGCAAAGAAGUCUUCUCCUGAUUUAUGGGAACACACAAAAUUCUCUGAGAGUGCACCUUACUUUGAGAUUGUUACUGAUGUGAAGGAGAUGGAGCUGAUUCUUGAAGUAGCUCAAACAAAACGAAGACAAAAUGGUCCACUAAAUUCAGAUAAGAAUGAUAUUGUCCAUUACUGUGAUUUGUCUUACAAGAUUGAACAAUUGGAUAUCAACAAGGUAAAUUAUGUUUCCCUUAAAGGUUUACUUGAUAAGAAGACCAUCUACAAUGGUGAAAAGUCAUCCAAAAGUUAUACAUGGAUUAGAUUGAAGGUUCCUGUACAAAUUAUACUACCAACCAGUGAGGAAGAACAAGAAAAAGAAUUGCCAGUUAACGAACCAAUCCAAGUAAUACAGUUGGAACGUGAUGAGCCAACUCCUACAACCUUUUCAGAAUUUGUCUCCUUCUCCUAUGAAAGAGUUGGACUGCCCCAAGAUUAUACACGAGUAAGCAUUAUCAAGGAUGAGAUUGGUUCUGAACCUGCCCUUGUUAAAACUGAAAAAAUUUCCAAGAGCAAACACUCCAAAGUUCUCAUUCUUCUCAGCAGUGACAGCAACAAGGCAAUUAAUUAUUCAAUCAAGGUACUAGAGUCGCCAGUCAAACACACACAAACAGGAAUAGUUUCUUCUACUGUGGAAUAUGAACUGGAGAAUAUUGAAAUGGAAAUGAUUACUCUAGAGUUUGAAUUUACUCAUUCUCUCACCAACAGAUGGCUUUCUUAUUUCACAACUCCAGAACAGAUUCCAUUCACUAUUGAAAUUUAUGUUCAAUCGAGAAUUCCAGAACAUACCUCAACUCUUUCUAUUGAAUCAAUCAAUUAA